Messenger RNA from Acanthosepion pharaonis, 1890 nucleotides. The record is from the annotation of a GenBank genome assembly. NCBI's taxonomy places the organism in Eukaryota, Metazoa, Mollusca, Cephalopoda, Sepiida, Sepiidae.
AUGUCUAGCAUUCUUUUUGGCGCCAAAUCUAACGCCGAUACAAGAAAUAACAACGACUCAUUUCUCUUUCUUUCACGUUUUUUUCUCUCGUUUGUACGACAUUUUAUCCAUCGCACAAUCUCUCUCUUUCUCUCUCUGCCUCUCUUUCUCUCUCUCUCUCUCUCUCUCUCUCUGAAAUUCAUAAGACUUAUAUUUAAUUGCACUGGACACCAGCUUCCUCUCUGUUUCCUUCUUUUAAUUGUUCUCUCAAACUGGGAGAAACUUUCUUUCUUUCUUUUCAAUUAUUCCACCACAGUGGAGGAGAUUUCUUUCUUUCUUUCUUUCUUUCUUUCUUUCUUUCUUUCUUUCUUUCUUUCUUUUCAAUUAUUCCUCCACACUGUGAGUCACUUUCUUUCUUUCUUUCUUUCUUUCUUUCUUUCUUUCUUUCUUUCUUUCACUCCAUCACACUCGCCUUCUUUCUUUCUUUCUUUCUUUCUUUCUUUCUUUCUUUCUUUCUUUCUUUCUAAAUUAUUCUACCACACUGUAAGUCUCUUUCUUUCUUUCUUUCUUUCUUUCUUUUCUUCCACUGAUAAAGCUCCAGCGAUUCAUUCAGUUUUUUUCUUUCUCAAUUUCUCCCACGCAACCAUUUCUUCAUCGACACUCCUCCCCGAGUCAAUUCAUGUUGUGAUUCCAUUUUUAAAUUAUCUCAUUUCUCCUUUUGAUCCUCUAGUCUUUCUUUAUCAUCUCUUCCACCCACUUUUUCUUCUUCUUUUCUCUUUCAUUUUUUUAAAAAAAUUCCUCCCCCUAGUCACUCCACUUCCUUCCGUAUUCCUUAUUUCUUUGCCCCCCCUCCUCUUGUACUUUCUCCCUUUUCUUUCAUUCACCCUCCCACGACAAGAACAUCCUCCCCCUUACUUCUUCACGCAAUUUCUUCUUACUUUCAGUUUGAAUCCAUUGAAGCCAUAUUCCGCAAAAGAGAUGCCGGAAUCAAAGACGACUUUUGUCUCUGUGGUUCGGAAACUAUUGUGUCUUUAUUUACUUAUGAAUGUAUGUCUUUCAAAUCCCACAUUAUAUAUGACAUUUUUAUUUAUCUAUCUAUCUAUCUAUCUAUCUAUCUAUCUCACUCAUGUUUCCAUCAGUAUAUCACAGUCUGCUCCUCUUUAUCUCAGACAUUUUCUUUUUUUUUCUUUCUCCCUAUCUAUCUAUCUAUCUAUCUAUCUAUCUAUCUAUCUAUCUCAUUUUUUUCAACUCUGUCUAUCCUUUCGUCGUUGUCCGCGCUUCUUUUUUUUCCUCCUUUUCACGUAUUUCUUCUUUCCGUCUUUUUGUUUUUCCUUUCAUCCUCACUUACUGUCUAUCUCCCUCUUUCUGUUCAUUUUCUUAAAGAAACUAUUUCUUCAGUUUUUUUUUCCGCUACCAAAUUCGUUGUACCGUUCCAUAUUUUAUUUCUGUUCAUUUUCCCCCUCUCUCGCAUUUCCUUUUAUCUCUAACUUCUUCCGCUGUAAACUCUCCUCUUCGAUUCUCUUUCUACCCCUUCUAAUUCAUUUGUUUUCUUCCUUCUCUCUUUCCCUCUAUUAUUCUUUAUUCUUUCUCCUCUUCUGCUUAUCCUCGCCACCCACUUUUCCCGGCAACCUCGGCUCAUUUUCUCCUUCAAUGCCGUUCCUUUCCUCCCACUGGAUUACUGCAAUUAUUAAUAUUGGCCAGGCAAUCAAUGGUGGCCUGUGCAAUGGAGCAAGCCCCUACAUCUAUCUAUCUAUCUAUCUAUCUAUCUAUCUAUCUAUCUAUAUCUAUCUAUCUAUCUAUCUAUUGCAGUCUGCUUCUAUCUAUCUAUCUAUCUAUCUAUCUAUCUAUCUAUCUAUCUAUCUAUCUAUCUGUAUCUCUUCAUUGUAUCUCUCGCUAUAUAUUUAUGCUUAA